This is a messenger RNA of Nicotiana attenuata, 1995 nucleotides long. RefSeq names its product nodulation-signaling pathway 2 protein. The transcript has a single exon. Gene Ontology annotation, cellular component: nucleus. The coding region runs from base 262 to 1779 and encodes 505 amino acids. Gene Ontology annotation, molecular function: DNA-binding transcription factor activity; sequence-specific DNA binding. Gene Ontology annotation, biological process: regulation of DNA-templated transcription. The record is from RefSeq and is a predicted model, not a curated record. Lineage: Eukaryota; Viridiplantae; Streptophyta; Magnoliopsida; Solanales; Solanaceae.
UAAAAUCAGACCAAACUCCCUAUCAUUACCACUCUAUUCAUUAAAGUACUAAUCCCUAUUUUAUUAAUGCCUUAAUCUCAAUCAGGUUCCUACCUUCAUUGUCUCUUGUUUCAGCCUCCUCCUCCUCCUCCUCCUUCUUCUUCUUCUUCUUUCUCUUCUCCUCUUCUUCUUCUUCUUCUUCUUUAUAAAUCACACACUUCUCUUUGAGUUAGCAUAAUAACAAACACUUGAAACGCAAGGCCUUUGGUACUAUUGUUAGGUAUGGCGACGAUGAUGGUUGAUGACACCAUCCCAGAUUUUGAUUAUUACGGUGGUUUAACCACCCCCACCACCACUACCACUACCACUACUACUACCACCACCUCCUCUUCUGAUGAUGACCAUGAUCAUGGUUGUACAUGGAAUGACUGGUCCCCAGUUGUUGAUUGGGAUGCUUUUUCUGGCGGCGAUAAUUUUCAAGAUCUAAUUGAAUCCAUGAUCGAAGGGAACAAUUCUUCAGGAGGAUUGAAUAUGAAUAUCCCAAAAUCGACUACUUUUUACAACUCAGAGGAUUCUGUGUUGAUGGAGGAAUCAGAAGAAUCGAAUAACAAUCAGUCGGAAGAUGUCAACGGGCUGAAGCUUGUUCACUUGCUGAUGGCUGCAGCUGAGGCGCUAACCGGCGUGAACAAAAGCCGUGAGUUAGCUCGGGUGAUAUUGGUUCGGCUCAAGGAAUUGGCUUCCCCUAACGGCUCUACCAACAUGGAGAGGUUAGCCGCACAUUUCACUGAUGCCUUGCAGGCGUUGCUCGACGGUGCAGCCUCAGGAUCUUUACCUAAGAGCAUGUUUUCUCCUAAUUAUAAGGACGAGCAGCAACAGGGAGAUGUGCUUGCUGCUUUUCAGUUAUUACAGGACAUCUCCCCUUUUAUCAAAUUUGGGCACUUCACAGCAAAUCAAGCUAUUUUAGAAGCCGUGGCUCAUGAUAGAAGAGUCCAUAUCGUGGACUACGAUAUAAUGGAAGGAAUCCAAUGGGCUUCCUUAAUGCAAGCCUUGGUGUCCAGAAAAGAUGGGCCCCCAACUCCCCACCUUAGGAUCACAGCAUUGUCGAGGAGUGGCAGUGGUCGUCGGUCGUUCGGGACGGUCCAAGAGACCGGACGUCGGCUAACAGCGUUCGCUGCAUCCAGCGGCCAGCCAUUUUCGUUUCACCACUGCAGGUUGGACACGGAUGAGACGUUUAAGCCAUCCGCUCUGAAGUUGGUCCGAGGAGAAGCUAUAAUUAUAAAUUGCAUGUUACACUUGCCUCAUUUUACCUAUCGAGCCUCGGAUUCAAUCGCUUCGUUCCUAUCCGGAUCCAAGACCCUGAAUCCGAGGCUCGUGACCUUAGUCGAAGAGGAAGUACGGCCAGUUGGAGAGGAGGAAGGGUUCGUGGGCCGGUUCAUGGACACAUUGCACCACUACUCAGCCCUUUAUGAUUCCCUCGAGGCAGGGUUCCCGCUCCAAAGCCGGGCUCGGGCCUUGGUGGAGCGCGUGUUCCUUGGGCCUCGGAUAACCGGGUCAUUGGCCCGGAUAUACCGAACCUGGGGAGAGGAUGAGAGGUGCUCGUGGGGGGAGUGGUUGAGUGCGGUGGGGUAUCGUGAGAGUAAUAUAAGCUUUGCAAAUCAUUGUCAAGCAAAAUUGUUGUUGGGGCUAUUCAAUGAUGGGUAUAGGGUGGAGGAGAUUGGCACCAAUAAACUCGUUUUGGGGUGGAAGUCCCGGCGCCUACUUUCGGCUUCUAUUUGGACCACUCCGGAUAGUGACUUGUAAUAAAUAAACUAUAUAUAAUUCAUGCAAGUGUGCAACCCCACCCCAAGUUACUAUCUGCUGUAUGUGUUGUUAUAGUCCUUCUUUGUGUUAUAUAUUUCGUAUCGAAACUAGUUUUUCGUGAGGCUUUUCAUCGAUUCCUAUGCCAAGAAUCUACUAUGUGUCUGUUUUGGUCCUUUUCCUGUGAUAUUUGGAUUGAAAUUAGUUGUUUGUGAGGCC